ACAUCCAGGCCACAAAGGCUGCGGUUCCUGUUACUCAGCAGCCUCAAAAACUCACACCAACUCCUGCAAGGAAUGUGAAUCUUGGAGGUCCCAGCUAUUCUGUUCCUGUUUCCAUCAGCUCCUUCCCUGAAAACUCAGAGGUGCUCAGCAUGCCACACUAAAAACCAAACUAAAAAGGUAAAGAACAAACGUCACAAGAUCUUGCAGACAUCUCAACUUUAAUGAGGACUUUCCAACAUUCCAGACUGCUGUCCUGCAAUGAAGCUCUGAGUCAUGGUCUGUGGGGCUAAGGUACUGGCAACAGUGUGAACCCCAGGACAACUAACCUCACUAACCUUCACUCUAAGCAGAAGCCCAGAGUGAGUCUGGCCUGAAAUCUUUGUUAAUGGAAAGAGGAAAGAAGAAAAGAAUUUCCAAUAAGUUACAACAAACUUUUCACCAUUCUAAAGAACCCACUUUCCUUAUCAACCAAGCUGGGUUUCUCUCUAGUGACUCCUAUUCUAGCCUUUUGCCAGAAACAGAGAGUGUUAAUCCUGGUGAAAAGAUUAAGACAGACACUCAGAAAAAGAGACCUGGGACUGUGAUACUAUCAAAACCGUCAGGUAGAAGAAUUAUAUCGGAAAGCCAGCUUAGCCCCCCUGUGAUCCCGGCCCGCAGGCCUGGAUUCCGGGUGUGCUACAUCUGUGGUCGAGAAUUUGGGUCCCAGUCAAUUGCCAUUCAUGAACCCCAGUGCUUGCAGAAGUGGCAUAUUGAAAACAGUAAGUUGCCCAAGCACUUGAGGAGGCCAGAACCCUCCAAACCACAGUCUCUGAGCGGCAGUGGGUCCUACAGUCUUCAGGCAAGUAAUGAGGCUGCAUUUCAGAGUGCCCAGGCUCAGCUGCUGCCCUGUGAAUCCUGUGGCCGCACAUUCUUGCCAGAUAAUCUUCUUGUUCAUCAGAGAAGCUGCAAGCCAAAGGGUGAGGGUGCCAGAGCACCACAAUCAAACAGUUCUGAUCAUCUUACUGGCCUCAAGAAAGCUCGUAGUGGAACCCCAGCCCGACCAAGGACUGUUAUCUGCUACAUUUGUGGUAGGGAAUUUGGCACCCUGUCCCUUCCUAUUCAUGAGCCCAAAUGCCUGGAAAAGUGGAAAAUAGAAAAUGACCAGCUCCCUGUGGAGCUCCACCAGCCACUCCCACGGAAGCCUCAGCCCCUUCCGACUGCACAGUCCAGCCAAGCGGGACCAAGUCAAGCUCAGCUUGUGUCCUGCCCAAAUUGUAGCCUAACCUUUACCUCAGACCGCCUUCUGGUACACCAGAGAAGUUGUAAAACUCAGCCUCAGGGGCCAAAAGAUCAGAAUUUGACCUUAGGGAGUAAAGGAGGCCUAAAAGAGUCCACUAAUUCCAAGCAGCAAAGGAACAGGGCAGCACCCAGUGUAACUGAUAGGGUAAUUCAUGCCACACAAGAGGCUUUAGGUGAACCUGGUGGCACCCUCUGCCUAUAGGGGAACGAGAGAAAACUAUCCCUAGAAUCAGUCACCUCACCCCCUAGUAUUUUUUCUAUCAAUGCCUUACAUCAGCCUCAAUGCAGCCUGUUCAAGUUAACUCCCUGUGGAACUCCAGGGCCUAUAUCUCUCUUGGCUGAAUAGAUACAAGAACAUCCUUGCCUGAUGGGUUCAUAUUCCUCUUCAGUUCUGCUGUCUAAAAGAAGAAGAGAUGGACUUCUUUCUUCCCUGAUCCCUGAUACAAAUAAUCCCCAGGAGACUGUAAUUUGAAAAUGAGUCAUUAAUGCUGUGUCUACAUCACAGAGAUAUAAUUCCCAUUCCAACAGCCAAUAUUUAUUGCUGGUUUAUUUUAGUCAUCUACCUUAGGAAUUCAUUUUUGGCACUGCUGGGUUAUGCUGAGUUUAUCUUACUAAAAUAGAAUCUGUGUCAAAAACCCCAAAUGACUUUAGUAACAAUUAAACACUGAAGAACUUGCAAAAAUACA
Molecule: messenger RNA, 1964 nt
Organism: Macaca mulatta (Rhesus monkey)
Lineage: Eukaryota; Metazoa; Chordata; Mammalia; Primates; Cercopithecidae
Gene: ZNF474
Product: zinc finger protein 474
Source: RefSeq, a predicted model, not a curated record